UCACCUGCUCUUGAAGUCACGAGUUCUGGAUAUCCCUUUGCCGCUUUAAUUUUAUUAUUGUCGCAAGGAAAUUUUUACUUUAUUUUGUGGCCCAAAACAUUAUUUUGAACCGUUGAGUCGCUUUGGAUGUCGUGCCCACGGUGCCUGACGAAUAUACCGUUUCGUGGACGUGAGCGCUGGUGGUCUGGUCUCCGUGAGGGGUGAGGAACCGGAGAACGUCUACGCGACUGAUGUGGAUGAUAGACUUGACUUACAAAACACCCUUGCCAAUAUUUUACCUAUAAUAUAUCAUGGGUGGACAAAAAUUUCAGUAUGAUGAAAGCGGAGGAACGUUUUUCUACUUCCUUCUCUCAUUUUUAGCGCUGCUACUAAUUCCUAGCACUUACUACUGGUGGCCACGUAAACCCAAGCAAGAUCCAGAAAAAUUGGAGAAAGAAUGCCAAUGUGACAACUGCAAAAAGAAAAAAAUUAUACUUCGAUCGAAUGAACCAUGGAAAGGAACAAAACAACUAGCUGUAAAAUUGAUGAUAAUUUCGGGCUGGGCAAUUUUAGCUUUGUUAGCUUAUAAAGUAUCUCAAUUUGACUAUGAGUAUGCUAAUUUUGACCCUUACGAAAUUCUUCAUGUGCCUAUGGGAGCUUCUCAAGCUGAUAUCAGAAAAUCUUAUCGUAAACUCUCUCUUAUUCUUCAUCCAGACAAAGAAACUGGUGAUGAGAAAGCUUUUAUGAAACUCACUAAAGCCUAUCAGGCCCUGACUGAUGAUGAAGCUCGCAGAAAUUGGGAAAAGUAUGGCAAUCCUGAUGGGCCUGGUGCCAUGAGCUUUGGCAUUGCUCUUCCAUCUUGGAUUAUUGAGAAAGAGAAUUCUGUCUGGGUGCUGGGAUUGUAUGCUCUUGUGUUCAUGGUAGCAUUGCCAACAAUUGUAGGCAUGUGGUGGUAUAAGUCUAUCCGAUAUUCUGGAGAUCAGGUUCUUCUUGAUACUACCCAGAUGUAUUAUUAUUUCUUCCACAAAACUCCUUCAAUGGCUCUUAAAAGAGUUAUAAUGAUCUUAGGAGCAUCUCUCGAAUUUGAGAAGAAACACAAUGGUGAGAUAGUUGAACGGCCUAGUGAUAAUGAAGAAGUACCUCAGUUAAUUAAGCAGAUACCAAAUUUGAGUGAGAAAAAUAGAGAGCGACCACUUUGUGCAUUAUAUUCUAUUAAAGCCCGUGCUUUGCUACAUGCUCAUCUGCAUCGCAUUGCAUUGAAACCAGAUACAUUGGAUAAAGAUAGACAGUAUGUUGUGAAAAAAUGCCCCUACCUCAUCCAGGAAAUGGUUAAUUGUGUGUCUCAGUUAAUUCUCUUAGCUUAUGCUCGCAGAAUUCCUCGUUUACCUAAUAUUGAAACUAUUGAAAACUGCAUGAAACUUUGCCCAAUGAUAGUUCAAGGGCUGUGGGAAUAUAAGAGUCCCUUGCUGCAGCUUCCUCAUGUUUGUGACGAUCAUCUUAAAUACUUCAUCACCAAAAAGAGACAAAUAAAAAGUAUUCAACAAUUUGCACAAUUGAAUAAUGAAGAAAGGCGCAGUAUUUUGAGGCAUUUAUCUGAUGAACAGUACAAAGACGUUAUGAAAGUAAUGGGAAAAAUGCCAUAUAUUGAUUUUCAAGUUAGAUCAGAAGUGAUUGAUGAUGAGAAUCCCACUGUGUAUACUGCUGGUGCAAUAGUUACUGUCACAGUCACUUUAUAUAGGAGGGACAUGAGUGUCCUCUUUGGGGAUGAGACAGUCGCUGAUAAACAUGUUGAUGAAUCCCACGCUGAAGCUGAUCAAGAAGGAGGAGGAGUUGGUGGUGGAGGAGAAGAGGAAAUCAAAAAGGAAGAACAGGCUAAAAAGCCUGUGUGGCAGAGACAACAAAAAAAAGGUAAAAAGGCUGGAAAGAAAGGACCAAAGCAUCAAAAACCAAACAGCAAAAAUACUUCGGUAAAGAAGACUGAAGAAAAACCUGUUACUUCACCUGUUGAGUCUGAUGCCCCCAAGAAGGCUCCUGUGGACACAGGUGACGAGAGUGAACUUUCUGACGAUGAGGCUGAGCAUACAGACGAUGAUGAAACUGUAGAAGAUGAUGAUACAGAGUGGGAGAAAUUCCAGUCUCCUCUGUCAAAGCGGGAGAAAGACAAACAAGAAUAUUGGUGGGUUUACAUUAGUGAUCGCAAGAGUCACACACUGUUGACGCCACCCUACCAUGUAACAGCAUUGGUGGAAGAGGAAGAAAUUCAGUUAAAAUUCACUGCGCCACGUUGGCCUAAUGUUUAUACAUUUACAGUGUGCUUAAGAUCAGAUUCUUAUCUGGGUUUUGAUCAAAUGCAUGAUAUUAAGCUGGAUGUGAAGGAGGCUCCUGAAGUACCCACAGAACAUCCACAGUGGGAGAUGUUGGAUGAUGAGGAGGAGGAACAAGAAGGUCAAGGAAGUGACAUUUCGGAGUUUACUACCGAUGAAGAUGUUGAAGAUGAUCGUGAUUGAUGUGUGAGAAUUGUAAUGUUAUGUUUGAUUGGCUCUGGAGAGCACUUAAUUUACUGGCACUUAAGAAAUUCCAACUUAUUGAUUGAAUGGGUUACUGCUGAUUGGGAUUUGAAUGUGCUGUCUACAUACAAAACCAUUUAUGGAAAUAUUGUAUUUAAUUUAUUUCUUUGCUAAUUAAUGACAUAAAUGUAUAAAUUGCAUCUCCUGUGCAGGGAAAUGUUUUAAGUGAUAACAGUGAUGAAAGAAAUUGAGGAUUUCACUUGAAUGGUUAUGUUUAAACAUUUCUCUUUUUGUAGUUGUCAUAUUUCAGCAAAAAGUGAAUUUUACAUGUUAAAAUGUACAUGUAGUGGUUCUCAACCUAUUUGUUACUUUCAUUCCAUCUUUAUUCAAAACACUCACACGUUUUUUAAAAUAUUUGUGUGAAAUAUGCAAACCUGCACUAGCCAGUGGUAUGUUUAGCAAGGGGUAUUUGCUCUGUAGCGUACUAAUUUAUUCAUGUUUUAGAACAGUUUCUAAUUUUUGUUUUCAGGCUUUAGACAUUUCAAAAUUUAGAGAAUGAAGAAUGUUCUAAAAUUUUAUUUCAUUUGAAUGUAUCUAGAGACAUUUUGAAUGUGGUAUUGAAGAAAAACAGGAAACAAAACAGCUGCUAUUCUGAUGGAGGUCCUAACAAUGUUAAACAGCUUUCUGAUUGAGUUUAUCAGUACAGUACUUGUUCAAAGUUAAACAUUAUGUCACUUGAAUUCUUGUCAGUUCAUUUGAUAUCAAUUUGCAUCUUUGGGUCAGUUAAUUAAUCUGCAUUCUGAGGGGUAGGGGAAAAUUUAGAGGUAUCAGCCAAAGUUUGAACACAAUAUGCUUUUAUGUGCAGUAAAGGCUGUUUGCCCAUAGUGCAUUGUGAGCAAAUGGUAAAAUUAUCCCCAGGAGAACAAUCUGAGAAUAACAUAAGCUACUUAAAUUAAUCUUCAAUUAUUUUAUUUUUGAACCAGUUUUACCAAAAUAAUAAUAUAAAAGUAUAAUAUAUAAUACAAGUAUAUAAAGAAUAAUAAUUUGUGGUGGGAAAUAUUUCUUUUCAGUAUUUUAAUUUUUUUUUUUAGGUUCAUUAAAAAUUACAUUGUUAAAAUGUAUUUUACCUGUGAUGUGCUAAUUUUUAUUAGCACCCUUGUGUAAAAGGUUUUAUGCGCUUUAUCAUCAAAAAUGCUUUCAGAAAUUUAUUACAAAUCUUCAGAGAAGAGUCAUUGUGUCAACUAAUGGAACAACAUUACUGUCCUAAUGAAAACAUUUAAAAUCAGGUUGUUCUAAUUAUUGUACUACACAUCAAAUCAAAUAAAAAUGAUUUGAUUGUAGAUGAAAGUUAGAAUGAUGCAUAUCGAAUAAAACUUAAAAAUCAUUGCCUCUGCACCAUGUGGCUCACAUUUCUCGCAGCUAAAGUAAUACUUUAUUACCUUUAUAUCAAACUUGUUUCAUUAAUGAAUGUGUUAAUUUACUUUUAAUUGUGUAAUAAGUCAUUUUAAAUAGGACUUUCAGAAAUCCUACCAAGAGCUUGUUCUGUUUCUAAUUUCAAAUCUCUGUACUAAUUUCACUAUUAGUGAGAGGGUUUGAAUUAGUAACUAAAGAUCAAAGACUACUACUACAAACUUAUCGCUCAAAAAUUAUUUUCAAUCGUGCAAUGAUGCUCACAGAAAUGUAAUCUUUACACAGGAUUUGAGUUGGAAUUCCUCAUUUGUGUCAUUUAACUGUGAUGUUAGUUGACCGAGAUGAAACAAUCAAAUGCAUCAUCUAGAACCAUCGACUGAGAUCAUCUAAACAACAUGACUGAAUUUUUUUUUUUUGAAAAUUAACUUUGAACUAGAUGUAAUAAUCUGAGGUGUGGUUUUAGUUCAGGGAAUUAUUUUGCUUUCAUAAUUUAUUAGUAAAAUUUUCAUGAGCUUUAUAGGAUUUUAUCUGAAAUUGCAAGCGACAUUUUUUGGAAAGAAUGACAUGCAGGUUAUGUUUCAUCUUUUAUUUAAAGAUUACUGAUGGUGAAAUGACUGAGCAAUCAGAUUCCACCAGUAAUAAUAUUGCGGGGUCUGGGAUAGGGAUAGUUCAACUGUGUUUAACUUUUAAUCAAAAUUGUUGAAAAAUCAUAAUUUCUAUGAUUCUAUCUCUAUUGUUAGAUAAAUGGAAAUGGUAUUCAGUGUUCAAAAUCACCAUUUCAGGUUGAUAAUCACUACAAACAUUUAAAAAUAAACGUACAUGAACAGUGCAGUGAAUUAGGCAUUUAAUUAUUUAAUGUAUUUUAAUUAGUAAAUGAUUUUAUAUUGUAUAUUAUGAUUACUCUCUCUGGCAAUUUACACUAUGUAGUUAAAAAAUUUCCCAAUAUUUGGGAAUGAAACUCUGCUACAGGAUUUGCUGAUUCUGAUGUAUUGUGUAUCAGAAAAUUUAGCUGCGACAUGGAAAUUUUUUUGUCUGGUACAGAAGCUUACUUUCCCUAUUUUUGUAUGUAUUUAUAUCUACAUUAAUAGAUGUUGUGAGGAAAUAUAUGGGUAUAUUUUGUAGUCCAUGCCUUUAUUGCA
Molecule: messenger RNA, 5035 nt
Organism: Gryllus bimaculatus (two-spotted cricket)
Lineage: Eukaryota; Metazoa; Arthropoda; Insecta; Orthoptera; Gryllidae
Source: the annotation of a GenBank genome assembly